GUCUUCAAAGUUUUAGCACAACACUCAAUCGAUUAAACAACCACCAAUAUACACAAUGUUUAAACUUGAAAAUCAUCAUAGUCUAACACUCUCAAUAAUCUUCCAAGAAAUCAACUCCAUUUUUAAUUUCUUUUUGUGUUUUAUGUGGGUAAAACUCUCCCAUGUCAACGGCAAAUCGUUUGACCCAUUUUCCAAUUUUAAGUUUACCAACCAAAUUCAACCCUUUUCAUUCUAGUUCCUUUUCCUUCCACUGUAGUUGUUCUUCCCCAAAACUUACACUUUCCAGUAAUUUUCUUUCUGGGAAAUACCCAAUUUCCAGAAAAAGAAGAAGAUUAAUGCGUGAAAAUGUCAAAAAAAUCCCUGCUUUAGGGUCUGAUGAUGGUGAAGAAAGCAUCAAUGCUUUUGAGCAAGAGGUUUUACUUGAUGGGUCUUCCAAUCUUCGCUCUAAUCUUGCUUCACCUGAAUUUGAAGCCACUCUCAAUCGUUUGAGCAAAUGGGUAAUUGCUGUUGUAUUUGGUGCUCUCCUACUUUGGAGACAUGAUGCUGAAGCUGUGUGGGCUGCUAUAGGUUCUAUUUUGAACUCCGCGUUAUCUGUUGCUUUGAAAAGAUUGUUGAAUCAAGAGCGUCCACUUGCAAACGUGAGAUCGGACCCUGGCAUGCCGUCAUCUCAUGCGCAAUCCAUCUUUUAUGCUGUCACUUUUUUCAUUAUGUCAAUGGUGGAGUGGCUGGGGGUGAAUGAAAUCACAGUGAUCUUUACGGCUUUUGCUCUGAUGUUUGGCUCAUAUCUUUCAUGGUUACGAGUCACACAAAAACUCCACACAGUCGAUCAGGUGGUUGUAGGUGCUAUCUUGGGUUUUUGCUUUUCACUCGCGUGGUUAUGGUUUUGGAAUGCCGUUGUUGCAGAAGCAUUCAAUUCCUAUAUGUGGGUUCAAGUUUCUAUCUUGUUCACAUCUGCUGUAUGUUGCUCGGGGUUCGUUCUAUACGUUAUACUUAACUGGUUUAGGAAUGACCGAUGAUAUACCGCAACAUUUGGUGAAAAAAUCUUGUGUAUUCUGAAUUUAAUGUAAAUUUCAUAGCAUAGGAGCUUCAUUUAGCAAGUAAGAAAAAGAAAUGAGAUUCCAACCCAUUGUAUUUGUGGGAUUGUUGUUCUUGCUCCCUUGGUAAAAAAAAAUAUGUAAAAAACUGGUCUGAAUUCUUCCAAUUUCUCCACCAUAUGUUGAUGGGUUCAGAAAUAUACUUGUUGUUAAUAGUGAUUCAA
Messenger RNA from Spinacia oleracea (spinach), 1258 nucleotides. Its product is annotated as lipid phosphate phosphatase epsilon 2, chloroplastic. Gene Ontology annotation, cellular component: intracellular membrane-bounded organelle; endoplasmic reticulum membrane. Bases 162 to 1016 code for a protein of 284 amino acids. Gene Ontology annotation, molecular function: dolichyldiphosphatase activity. Lineage: Eukaryota; Viridiplantae; Streptophyta; Magnoliopsida; Caryophyllales; Amaranthaceae. The record is from RefSeq and is a predicted model, not a curated record. The transcript is spliced from 4 exons. Gene Ontology annotation, biological process: lipid biosynthetic process; protein N-linked glycosylation.